Messenger RNA from Drosophila ananassae, 1684 nucleotides. RefSeq names its product prolyl 4-hydroxylase subunit alpha-2. Gene Ontology annotation, cellular component: endoplasmic reticulum. Gene Ontology annotation, biological process: peptidyl-proline hydroxylation to 4-hydroxy-L-proline. The record is from RefSeq and is a predicted model, not a curated record. Gene Ontology annotation, molecular function: protein binding; procollagen-proline 4-dioxygenase activity; L-ascorbic acid binding. Lineage: Eukaryota; Metazoa; Arthropoda; Insecta; Diptera; Drosophilidae. Bases 28 to 1599 code for a protein of 523 amino acids. The transcript is spliced from 7 exons.
UUUGUUUAAUUUUAAUUUUUAGUGAAUAUGUUAGGAUUCUUCGGGUCUUUAGUAAUUUUCCUCUGUUUUGGCCCCAAUUCUGUAUGGGGAAUUGAGGAAAAAAGCCAAAAUGCAAGUCAGUACUAUUCAUCUACUGUUGAACUUCUAAAGUUAUUAAAAUUGGAGCACCAGUUUGUGGAAGUCUUCAAAAACUACUCUGAAGAGCUGGGCGGCAAUCUGAAAGCUUACUUGAUCUCAAUAAAAUAUAAAGAAAACCAAACCAUAAGCGAAAAGGUGGAGUAUAUUUCAAAUCCUUUGAAUGCGUAUAUGCUUCUGAGGCGCACUCGCGAGGAAUUGCCAAAGUGGUUGGAUUAUUUUAAAAAGAUACUUGGGAAUGAUACAUUUAAAAAACUGGACAAACUUGUGCCUUUAUUACCAGAUGUUUUGGAUUUAAGAGAGGCCAUGUUGGGAUUACAACGGAUAGAAACUACUUAUGAUCUGAGGGUAGACGACUUAGCAUAUGGUAUUCUUCAGGGCAAGCAAUAUGAUAUACAACUUUCUUAUCGAGAUCGUGUGGCUAUGGGACAUUUGAGCUUUCAACGACGGAACUACCAGGCGGCUGCCCAAUGGUAUCGUACGGCAUGUAAGCACGAUUCCGAGGAUAAUGAAGAGAUACUGAACAAGGUCCUGGGCAAUCCAACCGAAUUCCUGCAUCGCCAACAUAUCAAGGCCCUUUAUGUAUAUGGCAUCAGCAUCUCAGGAGACGACGAGACGGAAGAGGUAGCCCUUUCCAGGAUAGAGAACUCCUUGGGUCAUGUUGGCAACCAAUGGCUACAGAAACUAAUAGAAAGUCUUCAUAGACCCAAUAAUGAUGUGGAAAUAAUGAAAGAGCUGUAUCAAACGAAGCCACUUGUUUCCACCUUUGAGGAGGGAUGUCGAGGCUUAUAUCAGCAGAAAAUGAACCUAUUUUGUCGGUAUAACUUUACCACAACACCGUUUCUCCGCCUGGCACCUCUUAAACUAGAGGAAAUCAAUUUAGAUCCUUACGUAGUUAUGUAUCAUGAAGUGCUCUACGAAACUGAAAUCGAGGAACUCAAAAAGCAAUCGGGUCAUAUGAAAAAUGGAUAUGCGGAUCAAAAGAAUGGAACCAUGUAUAGGGCAGUGGUGGCUCGACAUUCCUGGUGGUCCGAUGAGUCACCUACUAGGGAAAGGAUUAACCGGCGAAUCAGGGAUAUGACAGGAUUAGAUUUUCCCAUAACAGACACGCUGCAAGUGGCGAACUACGGGUGUGGCACAUAUUUUAAACCUCACUUCGAUUACACCUCAGAUGGCUAUGAAACUCCGAAUGCGGAUGCCUUGGGAGAUCGCUUGGGAACUAUUAUUUUUUAUGCCAGUGAUGUUUUGCAAGGCGGUGCCACUGUUUUUCCAGAUAUUAAAGUCUCCAUAACUCCUCGAAAAGGUAGCAGUGUAUUUUGGUAUAAUUUGUACGACGAUGGAAGACCUGACAUCAGAAGCAGGCACUCUGUUUGUCCGGUUAUAAACGGCGAUAGAUGGACUCUCACCAAGUGGAUUCACAUAUUUCCUCAAAUGUUUAUUAUUCCAUGUGGACCCAGGAAGUAGUCUUUCAUGCAUUUUAAACUUUGAAAUAUCUAAAAUGGAAAAAGAUUUAUUAAAUUAUAUGGAUCUUAUUGUAAAAUAACCAUAA